Gossypium raimondii (Peruvian cotton) is the source of this 1695-nucleotide messenger RNA. Its product is annotated as coniferyl alcohol acyltransferase. The transcript is spliced from 2 exons. Gene Ontology annotation, molecular function: acyltransferase activity, transferring groups other than amino-acyl groups. The record is from RefSeq and is a predicted model, not a curated record. Bases 117 to 1490 code for a protein of 457 amino acids. Lineage: Eukaryota; Viridiplantae; Streptophyta; Magnoliopsida; Malvales; Malvaceae.
AAAUUGAAGUUACGAUGCUCAUGCAAACUCAUUAUUACCAUUCUGAUACGAUAUAUCCCACCAAGAAACAGAACAAAAAAGUAAAAUAGAACCCCAGAGCUAAUAGGUAGGCAGGCAUGGGCGCAAAAGCAGAUUUCACGGUGACGGUGAGCAAGGAUGAAACUGUGGCAGCAGUGUUACCAUUGCAACAACACUGGCUACCACUCUCUAACCUUGACUUGCUUCUGCCUCCCGUCAACGUGGGAGUUUCUUUUUGUUACAAGAAACCAGAAAGCAGCAUCGUGAGCUUCACUUCCAUGGCCAGUGUUCUGAAGGAAGCCAUGGCUCAGGCUCUGGUCUACUACUACGCCUUUGCGGGUGAGGUUGUGGCUAACAAUGUGGGCGAGCCCGAGCUGCUUUGCAACAACCGUGGGGUGGAUUUCGUAGAAGCUUAUGCUGAUGUUGAGCUUCGAGACCUCGACUUGCAUAACCCUGAUGAAAGCAUUGAAGGCAAACUCGUACCUCAGAAGAAACAUGGAGUGCUCUCAGUUCAGGCAACAGAACUUAGAUGCGGCGGAAUAGUGGUGGCAUGCACAUUUGAUCAUCGAAUAGCAGAUGCCUACUCAGCCAACAUGUUUCUUGUAUCAUGGGCUGAAAUGGCUCGAUUCAAGUCAAUCUCUUUGGUGCCCUCUUUUCAAAGGUCUCUGAUGAACCCCAGGCGUCCAGGGUGCAUCGCCCCCUCCUUGGAUCACAUGUAUGUGCCCAUCUCCUCAUUACCACCCCCUAAACAGCAACGUCAAUCCACUGAUCAUCUCAUUAGUCGCAUAUAUUACAUCACUUCGGAGCAACUCAACGAAUUUCAAUCACUAGCCUGCACUAAUGGAUACAAAAGGACCAAGCUUGAGUCUUUCAGUGCCUUCCUAUGGAAACUGAUAGCAGUCCUUGCUGCCAAGGACGGUUUCAAUUGUACCAAGAUGGGGAUUGUGGUGGAUGGAAGGGUCAGAUUAGGUGAAGGAGAUGAAGAGAAAGCGAGUUCAAUGAGUUGCUAUUUCGGAAAUGUUCUUUCCAUUCCGUUUGCAGGGCAGAGAGUAAGUGAACUGAUAGAGAAACCGUUGUGGUGGGUGGCUAAUCAGGUACAUGACUUCCUGGAGCAAGCAGUGACAAGGGAACACUUCCUGGGCCUGAUUGACUGGGUUGAAGCUCAUCGUCCUGAGCCAGCACUAUCUAAGAUAUAUAGCAAGGGCGGCGAGGAGGGACCGGCUUUUGUAGUGUCAUCGGGGCAGCGUUUCCCGGUUUCGAAAGUGGAUUUCGGAUGGGGUAGACCUGUAUUCGGGUCAUACCAUUUUCCUUGGGGAGGGGAUUCCGGAUAUGUCAUGCCGAUGGCGAGUCCUGGUAGAGAAGGUGAUUGGGUGGUGUACAUGCACCUCUUAAAAAGGCAGUUGGAGCUGAUCGAGGCGGAAGCUAGCGAUGUGUUGAGGCCCCUUACUUCAGAUUACCUUGAACUUGAUUAAAUUUUUUAACCUGCUUUCAAUGUCCAAAAAUAACAAUUGGUAUCAGAAAUCUUAAGUUUGAAAGUGGCGUGUGAGUACUAAAGCUAGCUGGUUUGGAAGUUUGUGCUGUAUGAUAUUACUACUUAAAAGAGUUCUUUAACUUUGAUGUAAAUUUGUAAAAUGCAAAAUAAAGUACCUAUUUACCGGUGGUUAAUUUCAAUCAAAA